Molecule: messenger RNA, 1551 nt
Organism: Closterium sp. NIES-65
Lineage: Eukaryota; Viridiplantae; Streptophyta; Zygnematophyceae; Desmidiales; Closteriaceae
Source: the annotation of a GenBank genome assembly
AUGGCUACCCCUAGUGUCCUAGCUUUUGACGCUGAGGGUCGGGCCAUUGACUUUGAGGUCUGGGUAGAUGACCUGCAGCUGUUCUUACAGUGCGAUAGGGCAGACGGCCUCUCUCUCUUUGACCUCACAUCUGGCGCUUCCCCUGCCCCUGCUGCUGAUGCUGACGCAUUGCGUGCUACUCCUUUCUCUGCCACUGCUGCACUGAGCCGUCUCAUGCUGCCGUACCUCUUCCCUGACCUUGCUGCCUUUCCCACAUUCGCUGACCUCAUUACGCACCUCCGCACUAGUGACACUCGCUACCGCGCUGUGCUUCCUGCUGACUUCUGCGCCAAGAUCUCCCCCCCCAUGUACAUCACCCUCUACUUCAUAGUCACCCGACUCCCUGACUUCCUUAGAGUAGUCAGGGACCACUUCCUCGCAGUGUGCCCCACCACUCUCACCAUUGACCUCCUCGAGAAGUCCCUCCUAGCGGCGGAGAAGAGCAUAGUCGCUGUAGGAGCCUCUCGUGGUGACCCCCGCACCCCUGUCUUUGAGGGGUGUUCUCCCUCCCCCCUCUUGCCCUCUGUUGCUUCUGCUGCUGCGGCCGACCUCGUUGGUUUCGAGUCGGUCGGCGCUGCGUCUGCCCCUUCGGGGAAGCGCCGCACAGGCAAGGGCAAGGGGGGCAAGGGCGCUGGAGGAGCUGGCGGGGGCGGUGGAGGUGGUGGUGGAGGCGGCGGAGGGGGUGGGGGUGGUGGUGGGAGUGGUGGAGGGGGUGGGGGUACCGGUAACAGCAGUGGGGGCGGAGGCGGCCGCUGUGGCGGAGGGAGCGGAGGAGGCGGUAGUAGCGGUGGCGGCAGUGGUGGCGGAGGCGGCGGUGGUGGCGGAGGCGGCGGAGGCGGCAGAGGAGGCGGAGGUGGCGGUGGAGCUGGUCGCGGGUCUACGCAGAGGAGUGGCUCCGGUGGUGGUCCGCGCCAACAGCAGCAGCGCGGUCGUGAGAUCCUGUCCCCUCAGCAGCUCCGUGAGUGGUACACUGCACGCCAGCGGGGUGGGGGUUUUGGUCCGUGCACCUACGUCCUGCGCACCGGCGACCGUGCGGGUGAGAAGUGUGGGGGUGCGCACCCCACCCAGCGCUGCUUUGGCCGCCUGACGGACGCGUGGCGUCACCAGUUCCCUGAGGCCACAGAGAUCCCUCGCUGGGGAGAGCUGUCUAGGGCGGGAGCUGCCAUCCAUGAUCUUGAUUUUGAUGCUAUUCUGUUUGCCAUGUAUGCUGUGACUAAUAGUGAUGAGGGUGACUGUUACCGGUGUUUCCCGCCCGAUCCGGGCAUUGAGACUGCUGCUCUAGGUACUGGUGCGGCUGCUGCCCUAGGUGCUUGCGACGCUGCUGCUCUAGGUGCGAGUGCGUCUGCGUCCUCAGGUACUGGUGAGUCUGCGCUCUCAGGUACUACGUCGGCUUCGGCCUCCCUCACCUUCACCCUUGACUCCGGGGCUUCUCGCUCCUUCUUUCGGGACCGCACCACACUCACGCCGCUGAGUCGGCCGGUUGCGUGUCAAACAUUAUAUAUGUUGUUGUAG